UCCCAAGGAUACCGAAUAGCACGGACCCAAUCGAAACGCAGACAGAGUUGUUUUCGUUUUACCGAAGUGCAGCAUUCCUUCAGGAGAAAUUAGAGAUUUAUUCGUUUUUACUGCAAUUGCACAGCAAGUGUUGUUUUUAUCCGCGAAGUACCUGCUGCUUACCCGAACAGGAAUGGCGCAUUUGACGAUGCCGAAAACACCAGAGAGCAGCGGUAUGGAUUUAGGAGAUGUUUCCCAUAGCUGCGAUUCACGAGCUCUGAAAGUUACAACAUCACCACCACCACCACCACCAUCAUCUUCCCUCAGCAGCAGUACUCACCUUCAGCUAGAGGCAGCAUCACAACCGCCCCUCCAAAUUCUCAAGUUAAAGAGGCAUCAUAAACAGUACUAUAGCCAUGGCCAUAAUCUGUUACCUAAGAAGAAUCCUCUAGAUAAUACAGUGAGAGAGUUGUCAUCAUCCUGUGUCUAUAAGGUACCUGACUCUGGUGGUGUUUCCCAUGACCCGACUGCCUCUGCAUCUGCCAUGGCCUUAGCUGGCACUACCACAGUUUGCUCUGGUGUUGAGGCUAGAGAUGUAUGGAAGUCUGGAUACCUGAGAAAGAUGAAACACAGCCACAAGAGAUUUUUUGUCUUGAGAGGGCCAAGUGACACAGGCCCCAGCCGCUUGGAGUACUAUGAUAGGGAGAAGAAAUUUAGAAAUGGAAUGAAAUCUGUUUGUAAAUCUCCCAGUGCUGUGGGUUCUCCUAAGAAGGUGAUUUAUCUGUAUCAAUGUUUCUCUGUUAGUAAAAGGGUAGAUUCUAAACACAAGCACCUGAUAGCCCUGUACACUAAGGAUGAGCACUUUGUCAUGAUAGCGGAGAAUGAGGAGGAGCAAGAGGAUUGGUACCUGGCUCUGAGUGAUCUGGUGAUCCAGGAGAAAAAGGAGUACCAGGACGCUGAGGAGUUGGAUGAUGGAUACUGGACCAUCUCUCCUGGAGCCAUCUUCAAGGAGGUGUGGCAGGUGAUUGUAAAGCCCAAAGGUUUAGGACAAACCAAGAACCUGAUAGGAGUGUGCCGGCUGUGUCUCUCUGCCAAGACCAUUCACCUGGUGAAGAUGUGCUCUGAGAUGACGUCUGUGAACCUGCCUCUGAUCAAUGUCCGUCGCUGUGGUCACUCCGAGAGCUUCUUCUUUAUGGAGGUGGGCCGCUCGUCCUCCACUGGGCCUGGGGAGAUCUGGAUGCAGGUAGAAUCAGGUGACCCUGUGGUGGCUCAGAACAUGCAUGAGACAAUCCUGGAGGCCAUGAGAGCCCUGAGGCCCAUCCCUGAUUUCAGGCCUCGGAGCAAGAGUCAGUCAUUCCCAUCAAACCCCUGUGCUGUAGUUACCACACGACGUCAACACCAUGGCAACCUCCCACCCAGCCUGACUGGGUUACAGCGCUCUAUAAGGGUGGAAACUGUUGUGAGCAAACCGUCCCCACAGAAAAAUAAAGGAGAUGGAGGCCACAGCCCCAAUCAAACUUCUAGCCAUGGAGAGGGGACAAUGAACCAACCGAUCAGCCCAGGGACUGGCACCUUGGCUCUCCGUAAUGUCUGCAUCAGUAAAAGCUUUGAAGAGAGCCUCAGUCACUUUGCAUGCAUCUCCACCACCAUCAGUGUAUCCAGCAGCAGUGGCAAUGACUCGGAUACACACCCCUGGCCCUCUGAUCCUUCAGUCUUUGGUUCUCCCAGCGACAGAGGCUCUGUCUACGCUGAGGAUUUGUGCUCCAACCCAUGUGUCUUUCAGUUGUCCAGGAGUAACACCCCUGACUCACUGUUUAACACCACACUCAUUGACGAGAACAGCUUGACUGACUACGUGGCCAUAGAUUUGCAGGUAACGGCUGUGGCCAGAACUAAUCAAGGAGAUAGCUGUGAUGUGGAAACGUCUACCCCUGAACUUUCCAGACAAUACCACCAAACCACCUCAUGCACUCCAAAAUGCGAAAAAGACCUCUCAUCCAAGCCCCCCUUCCACCAUAUCUAUAAUCACAGUAAACUCCCAGUGCAGGAAAGUUAUAUGCCAAUGACUCGUGGACCAGGUCCUCAUUAUACAGAUGACAUCCCUUCAGAUUACAAUGUGACCCCCACUCCUCUUCAAACACCUAGUGCUACCAUGUUCCCCUCAGACCAGCUGGGGCCCCAGGGCUACAUGAUGAUGCUUCCACGUAGCUGUUCACCAGCAAAGGACAGCCUCAGUGAUGUUGAUCAUUCAGUGUGUGAUGAAUACAUGAACAUGUCUCUCGGGAGCCACAUGGAUGGUCAUAAACAUGGCUCACCGGAGGCUCUUAAGUCCUACAGCUCCUACUCCUCUCUACCAAGCUCUAACCAGCCUCCUUCACAGAGGAGCUGUGAACAUGAUGACUAUGUCUCCAUGUGUCAUCCUGCAGCUCAUCACUGCUCUGCAGUUGAAUGGAACAGUAGAAACCCUCUCUGUAGCUCGCCUCGUCACUCUUCUCAUCCAAGCAGUGAUGUGCUGCUGAACCUAUCAGAUGUGCCUGUGUUGAAUGUCACUGGUUUGUCCUUGGACCAGCAUGGGGUUGAAGAUGGUGACCUGCCCACUCAAACUGAGUCUAUCCAGAUUUCAACAGAUCGUCUCAACUACAUUGCUCUCUACCUGAUGGAUGAUCAGUGUGCCACCUGUGAUGUCCCUUUGCAUACUGAUGAGGUCACUUCUCCACUUCCUGCACGUACCAGUCACAGAGAGAGUGGGUCUGGACCCGGGCUCUACACUGGCAUAGACCUCCCCACAUCAGUAGGACAGGCUGCUGCCAUCAGACGUUGGCUGUGUUCGUGUCUCCCCUUGUGUAUCAAUACUGAUGACAGUGAGUAAGAGGACAGUUUAAAAAGUGUCAGUGCUGCUUUUGAAUCGACUCAUUAUUGAAUCAACCAGAUUGUGAAUACUCAGCCUUGUUGUUUAUAGGAUGCUAAUGAUAAAAUAAACAAGUUAUUUGUACUCAGUGGAAUUGUUCAUAUAAAAAAUGUCUGUCAUGUUUCUUUACUUUUGGUGGUUGUUCCUAGUCUGGGUACCAGUUCCACGCCUUGUACUCCCUGGCAUAUGGCACAGAGUACAACAAGUGGGAUGUUAGCUUAAAUGACUGGUACCCAGACUAGGUUGUUUAUUACACUUGGAGAACCUGUUCUUAUAGCCCCUUGCAAAGGAGUUUGUUUUCGGCAAUUCCAGGGAAACGGAAUGACGCUGAGACUCAGAUCUUUCACUUUUAAAUGUAUUCCAAACAAAAUCAAUUGAUUUCAAAGUUGAACAAACCAUACAACUCAAUGACUACUUUUAACAAUUUACACAGAAAGUUAUACAAAUGUACUUGAAGAACAAACAGUUAAGUGUGAAGGUCGGUAACAGAAUGACAGCACCAAUGGCACAAACUGUCAUUUUCUUAGAAAAUGUUUAAUCUGCACUGUUCAAGUAAAUGUUGUCAUUUGUUAAAACUAUUUCUUGUUCAUAAUUGUAUGGUUUGUUCAAGUUUGAAAUCAGUAGAUUUUUUUUGAAGUAAAGUGAAAGUUGUGAGUCUUCAGGCAAUGUGUUGGUUGUCAACUGGAAGAAUAUACUUUUUGUUGUGUAGGCCUGAAUUAUUUGUAUUUUUCAUGAAUCAAGAGAGGAUGUUUGCAUUUUCUUUUCACAUUUUUUACAGGGCAUUUACUGGAUCGUUUGCUCUGUACCUGGAUGGCAGUCAGCACCUUUGGGUUAUGAAAAUAAAAAAAUGGUGCCUUAUUUUGUAUUUAAUUACCAUGCCCUGGGCCCGUAUUCACAAAAUAUUUAUUACGCAAAAACGUAAGCCUCUUAACAAGAAAAAAAAGUUUAAGUGCAAUUCCAGAACAAUAUGUAAAGAUUUUUUCCAAGAACCUUUUUGAGGAAUAGCAACUUUAAUUAAAUCUAUAGUUAAGGAAAAAAUGGCAGUUGAGAAAUGUCUUAAAGAUUUUGUGAAUCUGGGCCCUGGUGAUUGCACCCUUUAAUGCUUUUAUACCAUUAAUGGAUGUAAUUAUACCAUUAAAAUAAAGCUAAUGCCGUUAUCCCCAGCUUGUCUUCAUUUACUGGGCUGGUUGUACAACAGGUGAUACUAUAACCAUCAUAA
Salmo salar (Atlantic salmon) is the source of this 4106-nucleotide messenger RNA. Its product is annotated as insulin receptor substrate 2-B. Gene Ontology annotation, molecular function: phosphatidylinositol 3-kinase binding; insulin receptor binding. Gene Ontology annotation, biological process: insulin receptor signaling pathway. Gene Ontology annotation, cellular component: cytosol; plasma membrane. The record is from RefSeq and is a predicted model, not a curated record. Lineage: Eukaryota; Metazoa; Chordata; Actinopteri; Salmoniformes; Salmonidae.